Molecule: messenger RNA, 399 nt
Organism: Arachis duranensis
Lineage: Eukaryota; Viridiplantae; Streptophyta; Magnoliopsida; Fabales; Fabaceae
Product: extensin-like
Exons: 2
Coding region: 1-399 (132 amino acids)
Source: RefSeq, a predicted model, not a curated record
AUGGGGAAGAAAGUUAUUGCUAAAAGAGCACCACGUGAAAAGAUCCAUAAGCUUCCAGGAUAUCCUAGACCAUCAACGUGCUCUCAAGACCCCACUUUCACUUUCUCACCUUCUCCUCCUACCUCUCCUCCUCGCACUGCUCCCAUGGCGCGGACCAAGACCACGCCACGAUUCCCAGCCCCUGCCAAGCCGACGCCACCACCUAAGGCAGCGCCAACCAAACCAAGUUCCUCGAAACCUAGUUCAUCCAAGGGUAAGCAUCCUGCUGUUGAAGACCCUGUUCCUGAGUCAACAAAACCUAAGCCAAGGUCUGUUCUAUGCAUUCACAAAGAGGAUGAAGAUCAGGCCAUUGAGGAUGAAGAAGAAGCUGUUUCGGAGGAGAAUGGUUCUAAUGCCUAA